AUGGAGCAACAGAGCGAUAUAAUCUGCCAGGAGCGCGGCCUGCGCAACUCUCAGGCUACUCGCCGCAGCGCGCUCAGUCCCACUCGUCUCCAACUGAAAAGAGCGAGCGAUCGCAUGUCGCAACAAUUGACACGAGCCAAGACGAAGGCGUACAUAGCGCAUCUGGAGAGAACCACAGCCCGGUUGACAGAGAUGCACAGCGACCAUGGUUCUUCAGUCGCCCAACAAUUGAAGGAGCAAUUCGAUGAGAUUAGCGAACUGAGAGACACCAUCGCCCGCAUAGCAAAACUUGCCACCGGCAUUGGCAGUUCCGUUAACAAGACCCAGUCGGCAAAGGAUCCGGCCAGAGCAAAGGAGACUCCCUCCUCCGGCCAAUCUGGCUCCGCGAACACUUUCAACCCAGCUUCUCAUCCCAAUCAGGAGUCAUUGCAAGAACUUUAUCCCAUGCUCGACGUUGCUUGUGGCGACCGGGAACGAGAUUAUUUCCAGGUGCUUGACGUUGCUUUCCAGAUAAUUGAGCGCAAUCACGCCCGGCACGUCUUCUCAAGUGCCGAUGUCGACGACGACAUCAAUAUUAGGGCUGUUCUGCACGGUUGGGACGCCGCCAGAGCCAAGAACCCUCUCGAUGUGGGAUGGCAAUUGCUGCAGGGUCUGGACGAGGGGUUUUUCUUUCGCAGUGGGCAGGUUGAAAGAAUCGCUAUUCUUCGUGUGAUCAGAUCUGAACUUAUGGCCAAAAUCAACCCGGAGCUCCCUCCAGAAAGGAGACCUCCAGCCUACAUGAAUCCCAGCGCUUUGCAGUCUCAGGUUGAGCAUUCGAGGCUGGUGGACUUCUUCGUCUGGCCUGACGUUCGCGACUACUUGAUAGUAAGUGGGAUUAGCUACGCCCCUGAGAGCCUUGCCGCUCAAUUUGCAGCUGACAUCGGAUUGAAAUGGUCAUACGAUGUGAGGGACACAUGCAAUUAUCAGCUCUCAAAGGGUAUGUAUACAUUCUCCAAGAUUUUUAACGACGUCUAUGAGAAUCUGGACUCAUGGUACAUGAAAUCUCCCGCUGUCUCGAUAUAUUUACCCCCCUUGUCGCCUCAACAAUCUGCGGAGGAAUCGAAGGAUGAUUGGGCAGGAAAUCUGGUUGAGGAGGUUCUACACUCAAAUACACCUCAUGAGAGACUCCCGCAGACUCAGGCUUGGGAUGGUUAUUGGGGAGGGAUCUGGUUUGGUGAAGACCUUUUGCUCCAAUAG
This is a messenger RNA of Exophiala bonariae, 1236 nucleotides long. RefSeq lists its product as uncharacterized. Lineage: Eukaryota; Fungi; Ascomycota; Eurotiomycetes; Chaetothyriales; Herpotrichiellaceae. The record is from RefSeq and is a predicted model, not a curated record. The transcript has 4 exons. Bases 1 to 1236 code for a protein of 411 amino acids.